This is a messenger RNA of Durusdinium trenchii, 2156 nucleotides long. The record is from the annotation of a GenBank genome assembly. Lineage: Eukaryota; Dinophyceae; Suessiales; Symbiodiniaceae.
CUGAGGGUACUUUUCGAGUCAAUCAUCAUUUGCUGUUCUUUUCCGUUAGCCAUGGUCUCCUUGCCACCGGAGAUUGUUCGCAACCAUUCAGAAACUCUGUCGCCCAAGCAGGGCUGGCGGGAGGUUCUGGUCCAGUCCAACAAGGAGAUGAUCCAGGAAAUGCUGGCAUCGGCAGCCUCUGGACAAACUGCCAGGAGCAUCGAUGACAUUGCCAUUGCAGUCGCAGAGAAGAUGAUGUCCACUGGGAUUGCCACGCAACUGUUGGAAGAGAGUAGUGGUGCCUUAAGCCCAAUGGUGAAGUAUGCCUCCACAGAAACAGCAGAGAAAGGCCCACAGUUGACAGAUAUUCAAGCAGCUCAUUGGGACAUUUGGAGCGGCAAGGUUGAUGAUGCAAGCAAAGUGGAUCAACUUUUGGAGCAGCGGAAGCUCUCAAAGAGUUCACCCCAUGGCGGGAGCAAUGAGAUGCUGGUCCUGGUGGAAGAAGGUGACUGCCCAGAUCAUGGUAGCUGCACUUCAGAAGAGGAACGAAACAGGAUGCAGGCAGGACUGGAGCUACGGACCACCACUCAGCAGUAUACUUGGAUGCGAUGGAAGGAGAAACCUACAUCAGUGUUGCUUGUGGCGAAACAAGGUGAUGUCGAGGUGACCCGCAGAUUACGUGACAUUGCAUCUUGGGUUGAUUCUCAAGGAUGCUUCGUGAUUUUGGAGCCUGACCUGUGGGCAGAAGUGCAAGGAAAGCCACCUCCAGAGUUCUCUCCUCCGAAGAGAAAGCAGACCAAGGAAGCAAGCAACAAAUGGCGCUGGGGCGAUGGGCAGGGCCUGGUCCCUGGCUUUGCAGAGCGGGUGCGGACGUGGACACCGGGCAAGGACAAGCUGGAAGAGAGCAUUGAUCUGGUUGUUUGUGUGGGCGGUGAUGGAACCCUAUGCUGGGCAUCUGGGCUCUUCUCCAGAGCCAUGCCUCCCGUGAUUUCUUUUGCUGCUGGCUCUUUGGGUUUCUUGACGCCUUUUCCUGUUUCAGACUGGCUGAAAGUGUUGAUGCCCGUUCUUGGGGCAAAGUGCGAGGUCCACCCUCUUCAAGUGGCAUGCAGGAUGCGGUUUCAGAUGCGCCUGACAAGACAAGAUGAGGAAACGCCUGAAGAUCCAAAGCCAAUCCCUGUUCAAGCAAUGAAUGAGGUGUUGGUGCACAGAGGUUCCAGCCCCCACCUAGUGAAACUGGAAGUCUUCGUCAACGACAAGCUCGUCACAAUGGUACAGGGAGAUGGCCUCAUCAUUGCAACGCCAACUGGAAGUACGGCCUAUUCAUUGGCAGCUGGGGGGUCCAUGAUGCAUCCAGCAGUGCCGGGCAUCAUCCUCACGCCUGUGUGUCCCCAUUCCUUGUCAUUCCGUCCGGUGGUACUUCCAGAUAGCGCGGUAGUGAAGGUUCAAGUUCCGCUGAGCUCACGAAGUUCUCGCGUCAUGGUGGCUGUUGAUGGCAAGGACAGGAUUGAGCUGAAGCGUGGGGACUUCAUUGAGGUUGAAGUUUCCCAGUACCCAAUACCGACAGUUUGCAAGUCAUCUGUAACUGCGGAUUGGUUCAGGUCAGUGAAUGAAGCACUACAGUGGAAUCUCCGACUAGAGCAGAAGAAGGCAUGAAGACUAGCCUUGGCCAACUUGUAUUGCACGUGGCGAGUAUGUGGUCCGUAUGUGGCCCAUUUCAUGGUUAAUGGAUCUUAAUGGCUUACCUUGCACGGCCGGAUGUGAAGCUAAUUGCUUGUAUAUACUUGUAUGCUCCUUUUCCUGGCCCUGCGCACCGGUGUUUGAAAGCAGAGUUAUAUAUCCUUAUUAAGCGCACUAGGAUGUGACUUUCCUGUUGGUUCCCCACGCAUUGUUGGGCUGCCCAACUUGUUGCUUUCCUCCAGACAGCUCGGAAACCUGAGCUGGCUGGACAAUCCAUGAAUCUUUUGUCGGUAUGGAUGCAAGACGCUGUAAAGAUUGAGGCCUCUUCCAGCAUAAGUUAAGCUGAGGGAAGGUCCCAAGAGUGCAGGGUUGACUUUUGCACCAUCUUUGGCGUGCCAACUUCAGAGGCCAGCCUCUCCAGACGUGCCAAACUAGGCAUGCUGUCAUUAAUCAGAGCUGAUACCAACAUCCUGCAUGCUGUGCGAACAGCAUUAGAGGAG